ACUCACUCACACUUGAUGUGAGAACUCGAUGGAACUCUCUCUACCUUAUGAUGGAGAGAUUCCUAGAGCAAUAACCGGCAAUUCAAGCAGCCAGCUUGGAUCAACGGCUGAGAAAGAAUAUGGAGAGGGACAGGUAGAGCUAGUCUAGAUAGGAGAGAGGAAAAUCUGGGUAUCCUACUCAACAUACCACCAAUACACAAGAUAAAUAAAACACAAAGCAGCUCAAGUUUCAGUCAACUUCAAGUCAGAGUCUAAUGUUAGAUUAGAUCAUUAAAAAUAAAGUGUAAGCAAGAAUAACUAUUCAUUUUAUAUUAUAAAAUGCAUCCUAAUUGUCACAGACUUGCCCGGCUGAGUGAUGAAGACUUCAGGAAGGCAGAGGACUUCAUCAACUUGAUGAGAGUUCUUUACACUUCCACGCUUUGCGUUUCAAAUGAGAAGAACCCCACAUGUGGCCAGAUCCUGCCAAUUCUGAAAAAGCUUGAGAUGCACUUUACUGUUGUUGAGGGAGACACAGUUUUUAUAACCAAUCUCAAGAAGCAAGUUUGGGCAAACUUGUCCAAGCGAUAUCAGAGUGAGGACAUCAGGAACUUUCUUGAAGUGGCCACAGCAUUAGACCCACGCUUCAAACUAAAUAUUGGUGGUGAUGAUGAUGCUGUCUGGGACCGAAUCAAAAGAGACAUGAUGAAAGACUCCGAGCAUGAGCAGCAGUCAACAGAGGACGAUUGUGGAGAAGGUAGUGAGAAAAGGGAUGAGAAUGAUGAAGUGGAGGAGGAAGAUGAGAAUCAACAACCUCCAAGCAAACAUCCAAGAAAGUCUCCAUUGGAGGAGCUUUUUGCCGAUGAGGAUGCAGAAAAGAUGUCAUCUCAUAGGAGGACCAUGUCCAUCCAGGACCAGGCAGAGAAGGAGAUCCAGAUGUAUAAGGAGACACCACCAACCUUUACGUCUGAUGACCCUGCUUGCCUCAAGCUUUGACAGUACACUCUGUCCCCUCAUCUGUUGAUCUUUGCCAAGAAUCUUGACACAAACACAGAUCUUACCUUCGGUUUCACGAAUCAUACGUAAACUGCAUAUUUGCAGCCUCAAUAUUUAAGUGCGUAUGUUAACAGGUUACAGAGCUGAAGCAGCUGUGCUGCAAUCAUUUCAGCGCUGAGCUUAUGUUGCAUCCAUAGAUAAUAUAUCUAUAAUCAGAAAGGAUGAGGGUCAGCCUUUCCAGCCGCACAGUGUGUGCCUGACUUUUUUGUGCAUUUAUAAGCUUCUGUACCGAUUAUUAUAUAUCCUAUGGAUUUACAUUCUGACUAACACUGUAAAAAAUUGCUGUAAUUAUGCAGCUGGUUGCACGUGACAGAUCAACUAAGCAAUAUGAUGACAUGUGAGAGGGCUGUCUGUAAUCGCGCACCAAACGACUCUGAAUAAAAAACACAGACUUAUCAUUACGGUUGGGGUUCCAGUGUUAAGAGAUAGCUUUCCUUCCUGCCUUUUUCAAAACGAUCACAUCUUUAUGACGAAAGCGUGCCCGGACUCGGAUCGAUAAAAAGUACAGUGUGAGUGCGUGCACCUGGGGGAGUAGGGAGGGGUGACAAAUCUCGCUGGGGCAUGGUUUGGUUUGGAUAAUGCGAGUGCGCCCUAAGAGCUUAAUCCACUCAUUAUUCAUAUUCGGAAGUCUACUGGUUUUCAAUGUGACGGGUGACUUUACAUUACAGCUUUGCGUUUUUAUAUCUUGAGUGAGCUUACAUAAUAAGAUCACUCCCAGAUCAAAUCGCGUUUUACACACAAUAUUGCAGCAUCA
Paramisgurnus dabryanus is the source of this 1786-nucleotide messenger RNA. Lineage: Eukaryota; Metazoa; Chordata; Actinopteri; Cypriniformes; Cobitidae. The record is from RefSeq and is a predicted model, not a curated record.